Carica papaya (papaya) is the source of this 2112-nucleotide messenger RNA. Its product is annotated as phosphoglucomutase, putative / glucose phosphomutase. Gene Ontology annotation, biological process: carbohydrate metabolic process. The record is from RefSeq and is a predicted model, not a curated record. Gene Ontology annotation, molecular function: phosphomannomutase activity. Gene Ontology annotation, cellular component: chloroplast stroma. Lineage: Eukaryota; Viridiplantae; Streptophyta; Magnoliopsida; Brassicales; Caricaceae.
GUUUAUUCAUAGAUAUUUUUUCCAUUUGAAUGUAAGGUUACAGUUUUAUUUUAGUUCCAACUCUUAUCUUCCCCAACUUGGCUUUUGCCUGGUUCUAAAAAUCUUUAGCUCAACUCAAAAUUAAACACGACUCCCAUGGCGUCCAAUUCAACACCAUCAAUGUCUCUGCAAACCAGUGCCCAUAAAGCGAGCUUCUUAUCAUCGUCCGCAUCAACAAAACCAAACAAAAACAACAUUAAAUUCUCAAUCCCGUUUCGUUCAACUAAAGUUCCAAUACAUGUUAAGUGUUCGAGUACCAGCACCGCCAAAUACAAUGAAGUGGUUAUUGACGAAGAAAUGGAUAAGAUUAGAAGGCUGCAAAACGGGUCGGAUGUUCGCGGUGUUGCACUGGAAGGAGAAAAGGGUCGGACGGUGGACCUUACACCGCCGGCGGUGGAGGCCAUUGCAGAGAGUUUCGGAGAAUGGGUUAUCGGCGAAUUGAAGGAGGAGAAAGGACAGCCUGUUGAAGAUGUUAGAGUGUCGCUCGGUAAAGAUCCCCGAGUGUCGGGUCAAGCUCUGAGCGUAGCUGUGUUUUCGGGUCUGUCUCGUGUUGGAUGCUUGGCGUUUGACAUGGGACUUGCUACAACUCCUGCUUGUUUUAUGAGCACAUUGCUGCCUCCAUUUUCAUACGAUGCUUCAAUAAUGAUGACGGCAUCCCACUUACCCUACACCAGAAACGGGCUAAAAUUUUUCACGAAGAAAGGAGGACUAACAUCGCCAGAGGUAGAAGAAAUAUGCAGCAGAGCCGCCAUUAAAUAUGCCAAUAGGUUGACUGAAGUGUCUACCAUUCUCAACACUCCGCCAGCCAGAGUUGACUUUAUGAGUACUUACGCUAAACACCUCCGUGAUAUCAUCAAGCAAAGAGUCAACCAUCCUCUGCAUUACGACACCCCGCUUAAAGGCUUUCAGAUAAUUGUAAAUGCUGGAAAUGGAUCAGGAGGGUUCUUCACAUGGGACGUUCUCGACAAGCUCGGUGCAGGCACAUUUGGGUCUCUUCACUUAAACCCAGAUGGGAUGUUCCCUAAUCAUAUUCCAAAUCCAGAAGACAAAACCGCCAUGGCACUCACCAGAGCUGCUGUACUCGAAAACUCUGCUGACCUCGGCAUUGUUUUUGACACAGACGUUGACCGCAGUGGUGUUGUCGAUAAUAAAGGGAACCCCAUUAAUGGCGACAAACUCAUAGCUCUCAUGUCCGCCAUUGUGUUGAGAGAGCACCCUGGAACUACCAUUGUCACCGAUGCUCGCACAAGCAUGGCACUCACCAAAUUCAUCACCGACAGAGGAGGUCACCAUUGUCUGUAUCGGGUCGGUUACAGAAACGUGAUUGAUAAGGGAGUUCAGCUUAACAAAGAUGGCGUCGAAACACAUCUCAUGAUGGAAACUUCCGGACAUGGUGCUCUCAAAGAAAAUUAUUUCUUAGACGAUGGGGCUUACAUGGUGGUGAAGAUUAUAAUCGAAAUGGUGAGGAUGAAGCUUGGAGGAUCAGAGGAAGGGAUUGGUAGUCUGAUAAAAGAUCUUGAAGAGCCUUUAGAAUCCGUAGAACUGAGAAUGAACAUAAUUUCAGAGGCUAGACAUGCAAAGACAAAAGGAAGUGAAGCUAUUGAAACAUUUAGGCAAUACAUCGAGGAUGGAAAGCUUAAAGGGUGGGAACUAGACUCGUGUGGAGACUGCUGGGUGAGUGAAGGUUGCCUGGUUGACUCGAAUGACACGCCAGCUGCCAUCGAUGCACACAUGUACAGGGCUAAAGUUUCAGAUGAAGAACAUGGGCAGUUUGGAUGGGUUCAUAUACGACAGAGCAUUCACAAUCCGAAUAUUGCAGUCAACGUACAGUCAACAAUUCAUGGAGGCUGUCUGUCAAUCAUAAGAGUUCUACGACAGAAGUUUCUCGUGGAAAGAGGGAUGGACAAAAUCCUCGACAUCUCUCAUAUAGACAAGUAUGUUGAUGAACAUUGAGAGGGGUUAUGUGAGACUUUAAAUACAUAUAAUUAUAUCAAAUGUAUAGUGAAAUUCAUGCUAUUGGAAAAUGAGAACUGUGAAUUCAGAAUAUAUGGAAUCUUUUAAGCACAAAUAAAA